GAUCCCAAGAUCACGUUACGCACAAGUGGUUACGAGCUGUUUACCUUGCAGACAUGGAGAAACCAAAGAAUUACUAUGUUCUUAAGGAGACAGAGCCGCUUUCUAAGAAGCCUCUUUAUAUCGCUAUAGCCGUUGCUGUCGUGUUAUGCUUUGUGGGAUUAAUUCUUAUCGUGGUUGGUGGAGUUUUAACCUCCAAAGCUAGGAAGGAAUGUCCAACUGAAGUGUCGCCUUCUUCUAAAGCGCCUAUGGUAAAACCGUCGACUUGCGAAUACUCCGACGAAGCUAAGCGCGUGGGGUUGGACAAAUUCCUUCUUAAAGUGAAAACUACUUAUUACAAGAUGAAUCCCAACAACGCGGUUUACGAUCCUGAUUCGACGCCGACAACCAUUCGCGAGGAUUUCAGCCCGUACGACGCGCACCCGGAGGCCAUUCGAAAACGGACAGAUGCGGCCAGAGCACUUUAUGAAGAAGCUCAGGCGCUCGACGAAAAGGCAGACAGCGCUAAGAUGAAGCCGCGUGAAAUCAAAGCAAUCGCGCAAGUAAAGCAUUAUCUCCAAAGCAACUUCGGCGCGCCCUACGACGAGAACUACUACGCCGGAGAUUGGAUGCUUGGUCCAAAUAAAUUCUGUUGGCAGCCAAUCUGCGGCGUAGGAGGCGACCUCAGGGCUCAUUUCACAUACAAGGAAUGGGGUGUAAGACCCAAGACGAAGAAGGACUUGACAUUUGUCGUCGAACAUCUAAAAAAGCUUAACGAUUCCUUGAUGCAAUACAUCGAAAAUGUUAAGUAUGGAGUGAAAGCAGGGUUUGUUCGUUCAGUGGAGGAUUGUCAAGACGGCCUGUAUUCCAUUAAGCGCGCCUAUCUAAAAGUGUCACAACAGGGCCCUCGGGGUAAGGUUUUGUAUUUUUUGGUUAUUUCUAACUUAGAAAGAUACUGCUGGAUGCUGAAUCUAUCUCUAUGGGGUUCAGUUUGACUUACGUAUUUCAAUUCUUGGAUCUACGAUUUCUUACGCAACAUACCAUACUAAGGAGAUAUGUUGUCAAGGGUCUCAAAUUCAAAACUGAAGUGUAUGACUGAUGGCACGGGGCAGUGAUUGUGAGGAAAUGAACUUCUUUACGAAUUAAUGGAAUAUUUUGGAGGAUUCAAUUUCAGGAGUAACCUUGUGACAUCUCCUCACAAGUCUUCAUGACAUCGUACCCUGGGAACUAUGCCGACUAAUCAAAGUUGAGGUUUUAAUAUAUUUCUUAAUAGGACAAGUCACGCUCCAUUUCUAAAAAAAAAAAAACAAACAAAAAAAGUAGCUUUAGUCGGAGUGGAUGUUGAAGAUAAAUCCUACAAAAAAUAGGCAACAUAAAAUAAAACAAAUCUCACUUUAAAUCGUUAGACAACAAAAGUAUUACUGAAGAUGUGCGACUUAAAAAAGUCAAUCAAAACAAAAUGCACAAACACAGGAAAUGGAUCAGAUGAAUUAUUUGUCAAUUCUAUAAAAUCGAAGUGUGGGGGAAGUGAUAAAUAAAAACUACUCGUUUUAGUAUCUGUUGAAAUUCCUCUCACGAAAGCAUCCCAACACUUACACUGAAAGCUAUGCAAAAAUCACAUAAAAUCAUGAGAAAAGUUCAGUAAAUAACUUAGACAAACUGACAGGCCUUUCCCGAGAGUCUUACCAGUCCCUAUUAAAAUCGAGCCGUUGAAAAGGUUUCAUCUCUUCCUGAAUUCCUGGGUUUACAUUAAUGUUUGUUUGAAAUUCACGGGUCAAUUUUUUGUAAUUCAAACGUUUAAGCUUUCUUUUAGUUCGCUUGUUUUGAUUAACGCUGUAUGUAUUAAGCAGGAAUUUUUAUAUACAUAUUUCUUCUGACAGGAGUUCUAAACGAAUCAUAUACUCAAGAGAUGCUCGAUCCAAAAUGGCUGGCUGAUCUACCAGAAGAUGUAUCUAAUGCUUGGGAAAAGGAACACAAAGAAUCUGUUAAGACAUACAUACAUGAAGCUCUUGUGGAGUAUGUGGGGAAACCACUGGACAGCUUGCUGAAAUACUUGGAGUUCGAACAUUCUCAAUACUGCGUCCCCAGUAACAUCUCCAGCGGUCUCGCCACGCUCCCUCUGUCAUAUAUCUACAAAAACGGUACUAACACUGGGAUACCAGCCACUGGAAAACUUCCUAACGGUGACCCGCUGGAUGGAAAGAAAGCCUAUGAAAUGAUCUUACCUUACUUCACUACAAGUAUGGAGAUGACACCUAAUAAAGUUUACAAUCUGGGAAAGACAAUGUUGAAUAAGCUUUAUCCGCGAGCCGUGCAAAUAGCAAAGGAAUUAACAGGGCAGCAGGACGAAAAUCAGGCUGUGGUGGCGUUUAAAAAACGUUUAGAACAACAAAGCAUGUUUUUCAAUGAAGAGAAAAUUCCCGAAAAUGAGAGUAACAAGGACGCAUUCGAGAAGUGCACCAGUAUGGAACAAGCUAAAAUAUACUGUCCUAAGAGAUACAAAGCCAUGCUGACCUGGUUUGACUAUGUUAACAGUAAGUAAAGAGAACCAAAAUGUCAUUAGUGUAGAAUAUGCGCUACAAUUAGGGAAAAAAAGAAUCGAUCGAAAGCGAUUAUUUAGCUUCAGGUGCUUUAAUCUCUGAUUCAUUCUACGAGAGGUGAAUUGUAUAAAUGUACCACCUACCAUACCGCAAUGCAGUAAAAUUAUCAACGUUGAUCUGGUUUGACAACGUUUCUAAUUGUCCUCAUGCACACGCAAAGGAAUAUGAUCAUUUUCAAUUAUUCACUUUAUUUCUCUUUUUAUGAAGGUCGAUUCAUUGUCGAAGAUAAAAUGAGUAACAGAGGAGAACAAACAAAAGUAAUUUUAGUUAAACUGAAGGAUUUCAAUCAAACUCAAAAUUCUUCUGGAAUAACAAUUAUCAAGAGGUUUAAAAUCUCGUGAAAUUAUCAUAGCUCAUAACAUUAAUUUAUCAGAUCUCACUGACACAUUUGUUCACCUUUUGUGUGUUGUUUAGCUGUUUUGAGUGACCUUGCCCCGAAAACCAAUCAUAUGUUUCAUUUCACUGGUAAAUACCAGAGCACACCCAACUGUCCGGUCAAGCUGGUAGCGAAUUUCAACCCAGGCACCGGUUCACAGAGUUAUAGAUCCAGCAAUAGAGACUGCACCAAAAAUGCCCAGUACCGAUUACCGUUCUAUUUGAAAGACAUGGGACCAAGAUACAACGCCAUAUCCGUGGGCGCUCACGAGGCGAGGCCUGGACACCAUACCCAGGUAAUUUAUUCUGCUCUUCUCUUCAAUGAGGUCUACCUGUGGGGAUAAAUUUGUGACGAACUGCCAAUUUUAUAAAACGCUACACAAAUUGAUUCUAAAGUGAUUUUGUUUUGGUCUUUUCUUUGUUGAUUUUAUUGAAGCGUUGUCUCUUCUCUGUUUAGGUCCAGGGUUUCACAGAAUUGUUCGGAGACAGCUGUGAGGGCGUGAUAAGCUGGUUGAAUGGUGCAUCUUACUACACCGCGUUUACGGAGGGCUGGGCAUUAUACGCUGAGAAUCCGCUCAUCGCCGAAGAAACAGACACGUACAAAAACAACCCGCUGCAGUUGUAUGGUAUGCUCAAGUGGCAGAUUUGGCGGGCUUUGCGCCUGAUGAUGGACACUGGCCUUCAUUACAAAGGUAUGCUGGUAACUGAUUAUUGACAGCCUUGGGCGAAUAACAAUUUAGCCGGGAAAGUUCUUCCUCAUCCUUAGCCUUAGGCUCGCGUAAAUUAUUCCUAGACACAAGGUAGCUGGCAAAACGGGAAUAAAGUUACAAGGAUGGGGCUUCCGAGGAAUCGAAAUUUGCAACACUAAAUUUCGGGCCCUUGAGUUUUUAGAAAUUGGAAGUGAUCUAAAAUACGUUCAGAAAGAUACCCUUUGUAACAAGGUCUUCAUUGAGGAUUUCGUCUUUUGAGUGUAUGUGUAUCGCAAUCAACCAAAAGUAACCAUUAUAUGGCGAAUAAAUGGUUAGAGAAGUUGGAACUUGACUAACAAAUGCUUAUAGAGCUAACGAACUACAGAAACAUGCAAACGUGAUCAAACGCAGAAGGAAAUUGAGCACUUUGCUUCUGACCUAUGAGACAAAUACAGUUCACUAAUGUUGCACGAUAGUUUCUGUCUCACAUUUUUUUAAUCAAAUAAAUUUCAGGAAUGAAGAGAUGGGAAGCACUGAAACUCUUCGCUGAUUAUGCUUGGGACAAAACUGACAAGGCUGUCAAAGACGUGACGCGUUAUCAGAGCGACCCCGGCCAGGCAACUGCUUACAUGAUUGGCCAGUUAAGGAUUUGGCAGGUACGAAAUGACACUAAGGAUACCAUCGAGAAAGGUAACAAGAAGUUCAGCGAGAAGGAUUUCCAUUACCAGGUUCUUUCCCAAGGAUCCUCGCCACUAAGCUACUUGGAAAGACACCUAUCGAAGUACGCUGAUUGUGUCGUCAAACCUGGUCUAGGUGGCUGUGAAUACAUCAUAGCCAAUCCUUCCAGUGCAGACACUCCUACCAAUGAUGCCGCUUCUAAGCGACCAGCGAAGCCAUUUCAGCCGCGAGCUUAUCAUGAACACCAUGAAUAGUUGCACUGGAAUAUUCUCAUUGAGGUAGAGAAUGAAUAUAUAGAGUUGUAUCAGUUUUUAAAAAUAUGAUUUUAUUAAAAAUAGCGUGGUAGCUAUUAUUACAAUUAUCGCUUUUUCAAUGUGACGACGAAAAUGAAAGAUUCUUCAUAAUGAAAAAUAAUCAAAACAGUAAGAAAGCACCUGAAAUAAAUAGCUCGUAUUGAAAAUCUCAAAUCAUUGGAUCUAGCUUUAGCGGACAAACUACCUUCUGUAAUUGUCCUCGUUUGCAAAUUUUGUAUGUCAGGAGAUGGUGCGAUUUAGCUGCUCCAGUCUCAAAUCAAUAUUGAACUACCACAUGAUACAGAAACUAAGAUGUAAGUCAGUCUUUCAAUCAAAUGCUUCGUAUUUAGAAGCUGCUAUAAAUUUUCUGCAUAGUUUAACAUUGAGUGGGCAUUUCAGUUUCCUCAGCUAUCUUGAAGAGAGCUAUGUUGACGAACACUUUUAUUAUUCACUUUUAGUAGCGUUUGAUAUAUAUACUUUGUUUGAUCAUCUGUAUGGAAAACUUUCAUGACCCAUUUAAAUGUUUUUAUUCGUUAAUUUUUUAGUCAGGUUGUCUUUCUUUGGCCAUAGAACACUUGCCGAAAACUACUAGUUCAACCAUGAAUGUGUAUUGGAAGUUGGGCUUGAGGUGUAAAUGCAUUUCAUUUACUAUUGCCUUCUGUUAGGUCUAUUGAAGCAGUGGAAAUCUUUUAAACUUGUUCUUAACGUGCAAAAAGUUACGAUUAAAAUUCAAUAAAAUUGAAAGUCGUCUUCGUUCUGCUGUGACGUAAGUGUUCGGUAGCGUUUUACAACAUAAUCGGAAAAUGCUAAAGGAUGUUCGUCUCCUCUGUUUACGCUUAAUAAUGAUAAUAACAUCUCAUUAUUAUUAUUAAAAUUAUUAUUUUGAAAAUAGUGUAAUCCCUUAUGUAAUAUAUAAAUUAUAUAAUCAUCACCAUCAUCAUCACCAUUUUCUGUACACCACUUUUACUUUCAUUAUCAUUUCUAUUAUCAUCAUUUUUAACCUUAUCGUUAUCAUUAUCACUAUCGUUAUUAUUAAUAUUAUUAUUGAUUUAAAAGUAUUUUCUGUCUCCAGAUUCUCUAUCGAGGAGUAUUGCUCGGUACAUCUUUGACAGCUUUAGCAGGGUUUAAUAAUUCCGUUCUCUUUUCCCAGGAACUCUUUGGAAUAAGUUUUGUUACUCCAUAUGUCGAUGCACUAAAUUUUCUCUUAAGCCGAAGUAAUUUUUCUAAUGAUAACAAUACUUAGAGCUCAAAGAUUUCCGAUCAGCGGGAUACGCCAAUUUGCGAUAGAUAGAGAUUAUUUAACAGUCAAUUAACGACACCACCUGAGAAGAAAGAAAAAAAUGGAAUGGGUGAGACGUGUACUUGCUAAAUGCGC
Messenger RNA from Pocillopora meandrina, 5986 nucleotides. The record is from the annotation of a GenBank genome assembly. Lineage: Eukaryota; Metazoa; Cnidaria; Anthozoa; Scleractinia; Pocilloporidae.